AUGUGACCUUUGAGUGAUUUCUUCAGUAAACGCAAAGUUUACAGGUUGAUAUUUUAGUGUUGUCAUGCGUAACUAAAUCGGUAAUAGCAAAAGUGAUAUUCGAUUCUUAUUAAAAACAAUAUUGUGCGAGCACUGUCGAAGAUGAGUGGGAUGUCGUGAUUGUUUACUAUGUUAAACUGACUUUCAGCUGAGACAUGUUAUUUUGAAAGUCAUGGUCGUGCUACUGUCUUGGUGUGCAGUAUGAUUAGCGCGGGAAACGAGUAGCGUAAUGUAUUUUCAGCUGUCCAAGGUAACUUUGUACCAACAGUUUGUCAUAUUGAGUGUUAAAUUUACAACAGUGUUUAUCGGGAAAUGAUUCAUGUAAACAGAUAUUUUCAUGGAAAGAAAUAGUAUUAUAGGAGCGAAAAUUUCGUGACAGCGAUGUCAAGUAUGUUCCAGAAACUCUUACCUUCUUUGUUAUCCUACAUGAUGUUGUGCAAUCAAAACAAAGAUUUUGUUGUUGUCUAGGCAACACUGUAUUGCAACAUGUUGUUUUUGGACGCUUGCUGAUAAGAAUGAAGGAAAUUAUGAAACACAGAGACAGAUUGCACUAUGUCAUCUUCAUUAUUCCAUUGUAUUCUUGGAUUUUAACGUACCAUUUAGACAAAAGCUUUUAGAAGUUAGCUUUCAUCAGCAAAAUAAAUGACAUAAGAGACAAUAAAAACAUGGCUGAUCCUUUUUAUACAGGGGAAUUAUUUAUUGACCAGGGAGUAACAGUGAAGCAAGAGCCAUUGGUAAUGGACAGCACUAGUAGCACAACAGCUAGUGUCCCAAUACCGCAUCGUAGAGGCAUGGAUCUUUCAGAUUUUAGAGACUUUGGAUUUGACUUUGUGGAUAUCUCCUCACCAUCUUCUGUAUCUCAAGACAAUACACCAAAUGCUACCAAUAUUGUUAGUGUCACAGAACUGUAUGCAGAGUCUCCAUUGUGGACCACAAAAUUGCCUAGUGAUUGUGAAACCAGUAGAAGUGAUACAUUUCGAAUGGAUGAUGAUGAUAUCUUCCAAGUUGAUAAAGCAGAUCUUAUUCAAGGACCUACACUUGCAGAAUUGAAUGCAAAUGAUGAGAACUUGUUGGAUGACUUGAAUUUUGAUGAUCUGUUAUUGCCAGAAGAAAAUAGCUACUACAUCAAUGUGCCGCCUUUUGCAUCACAGUCAAGGACAUCUGCUGCUCCUCCACUUGUCCAAGUCACAAAUGUGAACUCUAAUUUAGGAAAUAAUAAUGUAGCACAACUUUCCCAGAGCCUUGUUCCAUCUUCAUUUCCACCAGCUGGACUUGGUUUUUACAAGGAUGCAUUCAGUGUAUCGUCAAGUGUGCCAUCCAGCCCAUUGGACGUUUUUUUGAGUGGCAAACCUAGUAAUGGUGUUCAGACAGUUGAUGCUCUUUCACCAGGGAGUCAAAACAGCUCUAGUUCUUCAUUGCUUCUUCAUUCAGCAGCAUCGUCUGUCACCCCUCCACCUCUUGGAGUCAGCCCAUUGCAGCAGAAACACAGUACCCUACAUGAACUUUUACUCAAAAAGGAAACAUACUCUUCAGCAUCACCGGAGAGGCAGCUUUUUGUUCAGUCAGUUCCAGGACCACUCAGCCCAACUAACUCUGUAAGUCCUGUCCCAGAAGUGCCAUCAGGUAGUAGAAUAACAAGAAGCGGUAAUACAGGAUAUGGAUCAAGAUUAUCAUCGUCAGCGCCAACUCAUCUUGGACUGGAACAAAUUUGGCAGCGCAGGGAACCUCGGCAGCAUCUUCUUUCUACUGGAUCAUUAGCUGAAGCAGGGUCCACUUCUUCAAUCUCUACAGGUGGUAUUUUAAGCCCCGAGUCUCAUGAAUUUUCUCAUGAUGAGGGGUUUGACUCUGAAGAUGACAGCGAUCAUUAUGAGGACUUCUCUUCAGAUGCAGAUUCAAGUGAUGGAGAAGAUGGACCUUCACGAUCUAUGUCAAAGAAAGAACGUUAUUUCUGGCAGUAUAAUGUACAAGCGAAAGGACCAAAAGGGCAGCGGCUUGUGCUUAAGACAAAGCUGGAAGACCCACAUGUCCUGAAUGAAGUAACAGAUCCUGUAUUUAGUCCUCAGUGCUCAGUUCGAGGCAUUAAGCACAGUGGGAAAGCAAGAAAGGGCGAUGGAAAUGAUCUCACUCCAAAUCCACGUAAACUAUAUAAUAUUGGAAAAGAAUUGGACAAACUGAACCGGAUUAUUAAUGAUAUGACUCCAGUCAGUGAACUGCCCUUCAAUGUGAGGCCCAAAACACGCAAGGAAAAAAAUAAGCUAGCUUCCAGAGCUUGCCGACUUAAGAAGAAAGCUCAACAUGAGGCUAACAAGUUGAAAUUAUUUGGACUGGAAAAUGAGCACAAAAGGUUAAAUAUGGGAAUAUCCCAGGUAAAACAACUUCUGGCAACAAAGUGCACUACCGAAAAUCCUGAAAAACAAGAAGAACUGACUAGACAAAUUGAGAAGAUAAGCAGAACUGUGACAAAAUUCAAGAUUGCUGGUCACACAACAGACUUUGUCAAUAAAGUAUUGGAGAAAAUGAAAAAUGGUGUACCAAAUGGUGGACUGGAUGACCUUCAGAGUAUACAUAUGUAAUGUAUCCAGGUACGUGGAAAUGGAUGACAAUAGUGUUACGAUAAUUAUGAUAAAAAGUGUUAUGAUAACGCUGGAAAAAGUAAUUUCAAUGCCCAUUUUAUGUACUGCAACUUUGGCCACUACUGAGUAAUUGUAAAUGUAAUGUAAAAACAGUGGCCGAAGUGCUCUUACAUAUAUAGUGUUACUUAGUAAGUAGUGUCACUGUGCUGGUUCAAAAAUAUUGUGCUGUAUGUAAAACUUUUUAUGCUCUGUUUCCUUACUAAUUGUAUUAUAUUCAUUGAAUAAUCCCCACAUAAUGCCAAAUAUAUUGUGCCCUGAGACAGUAUAGAUAGAUAUACAUUGACACUAACUGUAUAUUAAUUCUUGCUUACUUUUUUUACUAUAAUUCUUGAGCAUAAUAAAUAAAAAUGGCCAUAAAUACCUAUUUUGGCUGCUUUCCGUGCAUGUAUGCUCAAAAUUUAAAAUUGUUAAUACUAAUGUACAUGUUAUUUAACAUGCCCAACUUGGAGGGUAAUGAUGUGUUUACAGUAUUUUCUUGCACAGAGCGUAGUCACAGUUUCAUGUAAUUUUUUAAACCGUGAUUCUUUUGUUUUACAAAAGCUUCAAGCUUCCUUAAUGAGAACAGGUUCCAUGGCUUUAUGGAUUAAAUGUACACUGUAUCUUGAAGCAUUUGUUCAUAGUUACUUUUCAGUAAAUACAUGGAUGUCUGUGCUAAACAAAUUAUUGAUAAGGAUUCAGACACAAUUGCUUCACUUUGUUUAAUACUCCUUUAUUUUUAAAUGAAUGUAAGAUACAGCUACAAUGCACAGUAUGUGUAACUAUCAUAUGUUACAUGAUCAGUUUUAGAAGUUUCCUGUCUUUAAGAGAUUUUUCGUAAUAUAUGUUUCUUGAACCUCUACCCUUAGUGUCUAGCCUGUAUUGCAGAUCCUACUUCGAGGUCUCCUUUGUGGAUGCAGAAAGUGUCGCAUUUGUAGUAUUUAUGCCAUCUUCCCUUCAGCUAAUUGUCUGUGUAGUGCUCUUCUUUCCCCUGAUUUCCAGUUCUAACCAGUGUUGUUUUCCUCAGUUCGGGGAGUAGCUAAACAGCUUAUAAGUCUACAGAAAGGAAGUGUGGUGCCUGCUCUCAUUAGCAUUAUACGAAGGUGCUGAAUGAAUGGCAAAAAUGGUCAACUUUCUGUAGUAUGGAAGUUUGUGAUUGUGACUGAUGUGCAAUAAAAUACAAAAAUAUUUAAACCAAAUCGAGAAUAUGCAGUGUGUUACUUGUUCAGUCAACUGUAUUGAUAGUAAUGAAAAAAUUUUAAUCCUGCUGUCCAGUAUUUAAUUUUAUUCGCUUGCUUCAUAUUUUUAUAACAUUGACAUGAUGGCAUUGCAAAUAAACUUUUUUUUUUGCUACUGUUAACUUCACAUUGAGAUGAAGCUGUGUCAGUCAGACAGCCACUAAAAAUAGUUUUCAUAUGUAUUUCAUAUGUGGGCUUCUAUAUGUUUUACAUGGAGUGUUGGAAGAAAAAUUUUUAAUCCAAAUGUUGUUGUUUACUGAUUAUGCUGAGCUAUUGGCACGUGCAUGCCUUGACAUAAAAUGAAACAUGACUGUUCUCUAUUAUCAGGUACCGUCAACUGUUAAAAACAAGCUUGCAAAGUUGGUCACAUUGUGAAUAACAAAAUGCUAAGGUGUCAGUAUUGCCCAUUUAUCACAGUUAGCAUAUCAGUUCGAUAUAGUGCUUUCUCACUACUUCUUUUGAUAAUUCUUUAAGUGAGCAGUUCUUAAUAAUGACUAAUAUUGAAGAAGAAACUAUUAUACACAAUAUCUGGGACAUAUUUAGUCAUUCAGAACAAAACAUAAAAGCAAAGGCAGAAAAAUGCCUAUUUUUGAUUGUAAGAGGAAGGACAAAAAUAAUGUAUGGUGUUUAGUAAAUAAUGAAGAAAUCAGAAGGAUUAAGUAGAAUUUAUAACAUUCAAUUACUCAAUGUUAGUUUGAUAACUGUAUUCUGCAGUGGAACAAUUAUAUAAUCAUAGAGCUAAAUAUACCCUGUGAAUAUAUUUCAUAUACAUUUUUAUCAAUAUUGUAAUGUAUAUUCUCAGAUAUGUAUAAAUUUGUGGGAAGCAUUAUCUAGUAGGCAUCAGGUAUAGUAUUUUGAUGGAAUGCAAAUUGCCAUUUGGAUAUAAAAGUAUUGCUUCUAUGUGUAUAAACAUUUAAUAUUCAUCUAAAAAUCACCUACAAGACAUUUAAAUAAAUGUUAGGAUUGAAUGGUUGUUUGCAAUUACUUGUAGUAUGUAGAUAAUUAACAGUAUGAGGAUACAGAAGGAAACUUAUGUAUGAUUUCAAAGUUGCUUUCACAUCUAGAGUGGAAACUGUAUUUUGCUACUUUUUUUUUCUUUUUCUUUUUUAAAUAGUUAGAAUAAUUGUGUAUAAUUUCAAAUUCCAGUAGAGGUGAAAUUGGUGUGAUAUCAGCAAAUGAAUGCCAUUGUGGGUAUCAUAAUUGGCUCUUUACUGCAGUUUGACACAAACAGGGAAUGGGGAGAAAUUAUAACAGUAUUUUUCUUUUUGUUUUUGCUUACUUCUGGGCAGAGCAUAAAGAGCAGUGAAUAAUAAGGUAAUUUGUAACAGUACUGUUCGCUGUUGUAGCACUAAGAUUUUUUCAUCAUAGUGUGUGACUUCACAAAAUGUGAUAGUGAAUUGUGAUAUUCUAUACAGAUGUGUGUAUUUAUAUAUUCGUAUUUUGAAGAUGUGCAAGGAUAUUUUUUAGUACUUUUUAGAUUAUUGAUUUACAAAUUUAGAGAGAUGUAAGAGGAAUGAAUGUGAAGAAAUAUUUAUUGUACAGUUUUACAGAAAACCACUAUUUUCAGAAUUUUACAGGUAGAUAAUGCUAUGAAACAGUGUCUAAUAGAAAGCUGAAUUUAUUAGUGUUAUACAGGUUUCAGUAUUUGUAAAUAAAUGACCUUUUUUUAAUUUUCUAGUAGCAAAGUAAUUGCAAUUUAUAAUAUUAUAUUAUCUUUAUUAAGUUGAAUCUGUAAUUAGCAAGGUAGCAACAAGGUUCUUGCACUGCUUCUUUUUAUAUUGCUAUCUGAAUAUGGUACAGUAUCAAGCUGAUUACUUAUGCUGCUAUACUGUCUGCAUUUUGCUGAUCACAAACUGUGCAGUAACUUAAUAAAUAGUUCCUAAAAGUAUACAUGUCCAUUGUGUACAUAAUUUCUGUAGUGUGGCAAUUGUUACAUGCAAACUUAUAUGUAAUGAGACAUUAUUUAUGUGUUUGUACAGUACUUACAAAAGUUUAUUUCUGUUCUGAAAGUUUUUUGUGUAUAUGUGCGCUUUAAAAUUAUUAUUAUUAUUAUUUUUUUUACUCUGACAUGAGUCGGCUAACAUUCUUUGUAUCGUACAUGGCCUCCAUAUCUGUAGUAUUUGUCAAAUUUAUGUAUUACUUCAGAGCCAGAACAUAUUUUUAUAAAGUGUCAACUAGUCAUACUAUUCAGUCAUAUUGUAUGCCAGCUAUGUAAAUAACUAUUUUAAUGCACAACUGAUAAUUGUGAUGUUAUGUAAAUAGAUACAAAUUUUAAUUUACUGCCUUCAUGUACAAAAAUCUUGUUAAAUGUUAAUAAAUGACUGCUGUGUUUUGAAGCCAUAAACAUCUUCCUGUUUCCUUAUAUGUGCACAUUUCAUGUACAAUUCUAACCCAUUUUUGUGGCUGAUUGAAUAUGAUUGUUAGAUUACCUGUUCUUGUUUGUAUCCAGAAAAUGCAUCUGUCAUUGUUAUUUCUUUGAAAGUGAACUUGCUUUUUUGUAAGAGAUGUUCACAUUAUUGUGGUGAUGCCUAGGUAGAAACUUCUGGAAAUCGUACUGUGUAAGACAGUCUCUGAAUUGUUGAUUAUCCCUGUGCAAUAUACAGGCAUCAAUAUACCAAAAUAAGUUCUCAGUUUAUUCACAAGAUUUCUAAGGUUGACACUAAUUCUUUUCUCAGUUAGUUUUCACGUGAAGGCUAAUUUGUUCACCCAGUCACAAACUGAAAUGUCUUGUAAUUUUUACUCAAAUUUUGGCAUAAUUUUAGGAGGUUAAUGUUAGAGAAGUGAACUUUCAGGACAUACUAUAUUUUUUAUAACAUAUUAUUUUACUCUCAAAAGAUUUGUGGUAUCCGUACAUUUGAACACACAACAUGCAGAAAACCAGGUAAUUUUAGUUCUGUCAAGUCAUUCUGUUGCGAGUUGUUCAUUCCCAUCAUUUAGCAAAUUUGUGGGUCAUAACAUUUUAUUUGUGCAAAAUUGUUUUUGCACAUUAUCAGCACUGAAUCCCUAACAUAGGUACCCCCCAAAAAACUCACACACACACACACACACACGUACACACGUUGGGACACUGGAGAAGAGAACUACUGUUUUAUGGGUCAAAAACACAGUAUUUACACUAUUAUUGAUUAGUACAUGUUUUGUUCCUUAUUUCUUUGGGAGUGUAUUGGUAGUAAACAUAAAUGACCUGCAAAUUCCAUUUCAACACUGAAAGUCUUUAUACUAAGGGAAUUUCUUUAGGCACCUAGUGAGCUCAGAUUAUGUUAUAUCUUAUAUUUAUUAUUAACCUGGAGGAAUAUUGUUGAUACUUUGUGCUUCUUGAAAGGAAAUUCAAUAUUAGUAAAUAAUUUUAAGAUGCUAAAAAUCCUCCAACUGUACUUUGUUGGUUAGUGUAUCAGAGAGUGUUUUUGGGCAGCACACAAAUUUUGAUUAUUUUUAGAAUAGUGUUUUCCAUUAAGAACUAUAUAAUUUGUUUCAGUGCAGGAAAACUGACUUUGUUUGAAUAAAUUAGUAUGUGCUGGAAUAUAUUAAAUUUUGACGACGAGUCCAUCUCUCCUGUAUAAAUUUGCCCUCCUUUAAUAUAAUUCAUGUACAUACUCUCCAUGAUUCCGUCAGUUUUGUUCACAAUUUGGCAAACAGCAUUGCUCGGUGUGAAAUUUAAGCUUUACCAAAUGUAUUAGUGUUUGAAAAGUCAGAAUAGCAGCCCGAUAGAAUUUUCAAAAACUGCCAACAUUUCGAUGUGCACAAACCACUUUUACUAAGACACUGAUGACAUUCAGUUGAAGGUUUGUGCUUAGUUUACUUAUUUUUCAAGGUACAGGUUUAUUUACUAUUUUCCGUUGAGUUCAAUUCAGUGUUCUUUUUCGGUUGACCAUUAUUGUAAGACGUGCUGUUUAGUCAAGAUGGACAUCCUGCCAAACCAGUGAAAGUGAGGAAAUUAGUAUGUAGUUUCCUGGGAUACAUAGUGUGGACUAUUUUCAGCCUCAGAAAACACUUUAAUUUUCUCUUCCUGUUUGGCUUUCUGCCAUGAUAUGGCUGCUUUGCUUUGCUUUGCUGUCUGAAGCAAGGCUACCCCCUUCCCUUCACAGGGAAGCCGGGUUGUAACAACUGUAAAAUUGAUAUUAAUUAAGGCAUUAUAUAUAUAUAUAAAUUGACAUUUAUUACUGUAUGUACUGUAUGGGAUGUCUGGUAAAAUUAUCACCCCCCCCCCCCUUUUCUCUCUCUCCUGUUCCCAAAGAAACAAUAACUGUAUGAACAAAAUGACCAUAUUGCAGCAGCUCUCCCUCUACUUUGCAUACUUCAUUCAUCAUCUAAAGUACAUAUAUUCUGGUGUUUAUAAACCAACAAGUUCUUGUAGAGAAAAACAAGCACUAAAAAGUGUUUCUUUGUUAGUCUUUAAAUUGCUUUUGGAAUUGGAUGACUGAACAUUUUUCUUUAUUUAAAGGCAGUAAACAAAAUUCCACAUUGUUGAUAUGUUUAUUCUGUGUAAAGCAGAAUGUAAUUUGAAGAAUGUGCUGCUUUUGGGUUUCUGAAAUCAUAGAAAUACUAUUAAAUAACUUAACAAAUGGAAACACAAUUUAAGAGUAGUAGUAGUUUGCAAAAGAUUGCAGUAUUCCUUCUCUGUUAAUUGUUAACAUUCCAUAAUGGAUAUUAAGAACUGAAACAGAUGUCAAUAUUUCCAAAAGUUAACUUGUACUUCUGAUUUCCAGAGUGGAAACAUGAUUCUGGUCUUAGUAAUAGCAAUAUUUUCAUGUUCCAGCUAAUUUUUUAAACAUAGAAUGCUGACUCCAAAGACAGUUCUUUCAGAAGUAUAAAAACUGUGGACAGUUCCUGAUAAUUGUACAAAAUUUGAAAUCAGUUUCUUAUGCUCAUUAAUUUUUUUUAUAAUACAUGUAAUUUACAUGCUUAUGAAGUAGUAGUUUUUUCAGUAUUCCUAUGGGAAGUGUCACAGGCAUUUUCAUUAAAAACUGUGGUGUUAACACACAGCACAGAGUAAUGAAAUUAAACUGGAAGGGUAGACAUAACAUUUCAGAAAUUUCUUUUAUGAGUACAACUACAGGUUGAACUGAAAUACAAUUUUCUAAAUUUAUUAUUACAACCACCCUUUUUUUUAAGACAAAAAGCCAUUUCUUGAGGAAUAAUGUCACAGUGACCUGACAAAUAUACAUUUCAAGAACCAGUAAGUGAAUCAAUGGUUAUUUAAAGCUGUACUUUUAUAUGAUGUUAUGGAAACUGUGUGUUCAGUUGGUCUCUAUAGGAAGAAACCACUUUAUAUGUGGGUAUAUUACUUAAAACAGUAUAUCUGAAAAUAGAGGAAUUUUUCAAGAACGUACUGGUAAAAGCCGAUCUGAAGAAUGGGUUUGUCUAUUACCAGAACCAAAUGUUUGUGGAUUUUGUAUUUAUUUCC
Molecule: messenger RNA, 9290 nt
Organism: Schistocerca cancellata (South American locust)
Lineage: Eukaryota; Metazoa; Arthropoda; Insecta; Orthoptera; Acrididae
Gene: REPTOR
Product: protein CREBRF homolog
Exons: 8
Coding region: 705-2612 (635 amino acids)
Biological process (GO): response to unfolded protein; regulation of transcription by RNA polymerase II
Cellular component (GO): nucleus
Molecular function (GO): DNA-binding transcription factor activity, RNA polymerase II-specific; RNA polymerase II transcription regulatory region sequence-specific DNA binding
Source: RefSeq, a predicted model, not a curated record